AUGGCUUCUAACCCCAAGGUUGAAGAACUGAAGGCACGUCUUCUUGCGUUGGCAAAAUUCUUAAGCGACAACAAUGAGACUCUAUCAACGGAAGAAUGUCGUAACUGCUACAGAACCCUACCAGACCUCGAAAAGACAUCCCUUAAGAGACUGACACAAACACCAAGGAGACGUCGAGAAAAAAAUGAUAGAAGUGUGGAUAAGAGUGCGGAUGUCUCUGGCCGCCUGGAUUCUACCCAGGAGGGAGCGGGGUAUGAAAGCCAGACGAACGAUUCUGAAGAACGGACAGAUGCUUCUGAAACUUCUGAAGCAGAAGGGGGCUCCACUCAAAAGACAAUCAAAACCACUGUAACGCAAUUCCAACGCAGACUUCCCGAAGUGUCAACAGUCGAGAUACCAUCCCCAUUACACGCCAUUUUGGAACGGUGCCAGGCAGAAGGACCUAGACCUUUUUUGAAGCCGCAGCUACAAUGUCUCUCUAAAGAAAAAGGCUUGGUGGCAGCAUUCUAUAGGCUUGACCAGAGUGAGGGAGUAAGGGACGCUUUGGUAAUAUCUCGUCGAUUCUAUCUACAUAGUUUCUACGUCUCGAUUGUUAAACAAGGAUACCAUUCUGGAAAACAGUGGCGCCGGGGAGCAUCAAAUUCACUAUCAAAAGUUAUAGGAACCCGUUAUCCAUCACUGGGCAGUAUUGCAGAAAUAAAAAACAAGUUAUGCCGCUAUGUUGAGAUCGGUCGCGGAUAUGACGCUUGGGUUACUGAACUUGGGAACUUAGGUUGUUUGAUUGCUCUGCCUUUGGGGGUUUACGAGACUGAAUACACAAAUCGGCAAUUCCGAAAAUAUAUACCGCAAGAAGCUCAAAGGCUUCGUGAGCUAGGCCUCGAUAAAGUUGUGAAAACAUCGAAUUUACAACCUAUUGGAGAAGCAAUUUCCAAAAAACUGCAGGACAACUUUCGCCCCUCAAAGGCCUAUUUCAGCAAUAAGAGAACAGCGGAGAGCAAUAAAGAGCGAAGCCAAAAGAGACGCCAAGGGCGACAAACGAACAGCACAGCUCCAUCUACCCAUACUACUAAGGGUAUUGAGGCCAACUACCGUCAGCGACGUGUUCAGCUGUCCGAGCCUCCACCCCAUACUGAAACAUGGGGGCCUAGCGAGUCGAUGUCGGCCAACAGCCCGCAGUCGCCACAGCAUCGUCCAGGUGGUCCACCUUGGAUGGGCCUUGAGCAGUCUUGCCAGGUAGUGGCUGAGUAUCCACCCUCUCCCGACUUUGCCAGAAACGAAGGCUCCUGGCUCCAUCAAUCGAACAGAAACGUGGUGGAAAGGGGGCACGAAAUGGGCUCUGAACCGUUACGGGAUCGCGAUGCCCGGAAUGCCGAUGCUGUUAAUGCAGCCACUGUCCUUUCUCAACUCCACAGUGCCCGUGUACUGCUGCCUGAGGCCUCAUUUCGCAUAGCAGAAUCAGGGGAUUCCACGGAUCGUGUCGUCUCUGCAGGUGAACAGGGAUCUGGAACGGAAUCUGGGCCCCACAGUAUACUCAAAAAACGGCCGUGUCUGGAUAACGAGCUGCAAGGUCGCCGCAUGAACCCAUGUAGUCGACCUGGUGUUGAUGCCUUGCACCUUUUUGACACAAAUAGUACCUUUCCGACUACAGUUCGACCCUGUGAAUCCGUUGUAGUUAAUCCCAACUGUACAUAUUCCGCAGCAAAUUCUGGAACCGCGUUAGCUUCACUAGCCAGCGCAGAACAGAUAACGACCUCGGCUAAUAGCGAUCGAAGGUUAGAUUCGACCCGAGAUAGCAGCUGGGUAAAUUCAACAACGGUCCUUAUCUCCGGGGAAACUGAAAACUUCACCGUAAAUUUGGAUGCCCUACAAGACGGAGCACACUUAUGUAAUGGCGAGCAAGAAAAAAGAGUUCAAGUCGCUCUAAAUGCAAGACCAGUUGUUGACCCUAUGAUUAUGGACGCUAUGGUUUCCCAUUACGAUCCUUCAUUGGCAGCGACUCCUACUCCUGAACCAAUGGUUAUGGAUCACAUCGUCAACAGUGCACAUCGACCAAGACUACCAUCCCAAGUGAUGGACGAUCUCCUUGGCCUCUAUGAGUUUAUAGGAUACCCAACUUUGACGUCAUAA
This is a messenger RNA of Ophidiomyces ophidiicola, 2127 nucleotides long. RefSeq lists its product as uncharacterized. Lineage: Eukaryota; Fungi; Ascomycota; Eurotiomycetes; Onygenales; Onygenaceae. The transcript has 5 exons. The record is from RefSeq and is a predicted model, not a curated record. The coding region runs from base 1 to 2127 and encodes 708 amino acids.